CUGUGAAUACUGCUGCUGGUGCUCUUAGCAACGGUGCCACGGCAACGGAGCACCACGGCAACAGAGUGCCGUGUCUCCCCUUAUGGAGCUUCCAUUGGGCGGGCCAGCGUUGAGGCACUACACCCGCAGCCGGCCUAGACCACACCGACUCAACCAACACAUCCGCCCCAGCAGACCACAGGACCCGGAGGUUAACAGUGAAAAUGAGGUUCCUGAUCACAUGGGGCGAGUGGAUGAGGGAGUUGAAGAGUUCUUCACUAAGCGAGUCUUUCCAGUUGACACCCUGAAACCACAGAAUGAGGAUGAUGAACCUCCAGUUAUUGAACAGGAAGUGGAUGUGGCACCUGCCUGUACUGCACCUUGCCCUGCCCCUUCCAGGACCCUAAGGAGGAAGCUGGGUGAGUUCUUCACCCUCAGAAAGCGGCGGGGUGUGAAGUCAGAGGGAAGCCAAGAGGGGCGGGCUAAGAAAACUACCAUCGCCGACCUGAUCAGGCCUCUCAGGGAAGCUGCCAGAGCUGAAAAAGAUAAAGUGAAGGAGAAUGAAAAAGAGAAGGAGAAAGAGAGCACUGAUGACAGCACGGUGACUGGAGAUUCAGUAGAAGCAGCGACCCUUCCUUCUGGUGUUCCCACUCCAAUGAGAGGUGAAGCUCCGCCCCAUCGUGCCCUCAGAGAGGGCAAGUCACAGUCACUCAUCCUGCUCUCUGGGUCUGCAGCCAAUGCCGGAGUCACCAAAAACACAGCACAAGGGAAGAAACACUCUUCUGAUGGCCCUCACGGCUUUGAACAGCGUCUCCAACUCAUGCUACAACGAAUCGGCGUGUCCAAAGCUCAGCCAGGAGAGACACAGAACCAGGAGGGAGAAAUGAAAAAAGCUGAAUCAGAGGGCACUAUCAUUGAUAAUAAAGCGGAGCCCCCCCCUACAUUCAUGAAACCCCGGACCAUGUCCACCUCAUCAGAUACAAGGCGUCCCGUCCGACAGAGUGUGUCUGCACAUGAGUCCGCUGGGAAACCGGCUCUGCCCCCUAAACCAAUCAUAAAGCGAGGCCCAACCCCACCUCCCACAAUCUCUGGUCGCCUCACCCCUGAAAAUGACCUAGCCCAAAUACAGGAAGGAGAAGCGUCUUCCCCUACACACCCCACUCUACCCCCUUCACCUACACCCACCUCAAUCGCGAUAGAUACCCUUACCAGCUCUAAACCUGCCCCUGCUGAGCCUGGAAUCGCCAGACCUGUCCCAGAGCCCACUCAAUCUUUUCCCCCUGCUUCUACACCCCUCACUGAGAUCAUUACCUCUGUAACAUCUGUGCCUCCCACUGUCAAUACCACGGACCACAACCCCACCAGUUCUAUGCCCAGUUUAACUACCAUUUCCUCCCUCACAACUUCAUCUGCCCCUGUGACUAUCACAACCUUCACCCCUCCUGAUGACAUUGCCCCUGUAACAAUCCCCACAUUCAGCCCCACCCUAAGUAGUCCUGUUGACACGGUAGGGGUAGUUGCCCCCAUCCCCAUAACAAGCAUUACUGCCCCAACACCUGCUAAAAUGCAUGUUGAUACCACUGCCCCAACCUCCACUGACUGUACUUCAACUCUGAAUACUUCUAACACCACAACAUCUGUGGCCAGCAACAUGUCUACACCGCCCGCCACAACCCCAGUUACUAGCUCAGUUACCCCACCCUCACCCACACCUCCACCUUCUGCUACUACUAUUACAAACUCUACUACUGUUAAUGAUUUCAAUGGUGCUUCCAUACCUUCUCACAUCCCCGUCCACUCUACUGACUCCAACACAAUCCAAACAGUAGCUGACUCGGUCAACUCCACUUCUACCUCCAGUCGCACCAACUCUACCAGCUCAGCUUCCACUAACUGUGCAACUCACACUACUACUGUCCUUACAAGUCUGAUCCCCAUUCUCUGUACUACCCACUCCCCCACUGCCCCUAACUCCACUGACAUCCCCUCCCCCACAGUCUCUUCUACUCAUAUCACUACAAACACCACUAGUCUAAUCCCUGCUAACUCUACUAGCCUGACCACUACCUCCGCCCCCACUGACUACAGUCCCGCCUCCAGCACAUCUACGAGCCAAUCUAUUGUCAUCCCUGACACUAACUCGUCUGUCCCCAUCAGUACCCUCAUAUCCGUUAACUUUACUACCAGCACCCCCAUCCACUUUUCACACACCACCAACACCACUAUUUCUGUUUUCCCCAACCCCAUUAACUCCCUUAACUCCAGUAAUAUCCCCAACCCCACAAACCUUUCUACUCACGGGCCCACUAACUCUUCCAGUCCUAGCCCAAAUCACUUUACCUGUCCCAUGCCAACUAAUGUUAUACAACCAUCACCCGAGGAGAGAUGCCUUGAUUCUGCAAUGGGACAGCUGUCCAUUACCAAGGGUACAAACAAACAAGACGCUGAGAAGAUGAAGAGGAACAUGGAGACUGAGAAGAAAGAAGGAAACCAAGAUGGCAGGAAGUCCGCACAGAAAGAAGAACAGAAAGCAGUAGAAAAUUACAUAGGAGAAACCAUGAAAGAGGGUAGGGAAGAGGAGAGGGAAGAUGGCCUGAAGAAUGUUAGUGGGUGCAUGGGGCAAGGAGAAGAAGGGAUAAAAUACAAUGAGGGAGAAGUGCUUUAUGAAAAGCAGGAGUAUGAAGAGAGGGAAGGAAUGAUCAAUGACUGCGAUGAAAAAGAGUUUGAAACUGAGGAGGCGGCAGAGAGCAAGACAAGGGACCAACUACUGUGAUUAAGGCAGGGGAUAUCACAGUAUAAAAAAAAGUGGGUAGAGUCCUUGGGACUGAGUACAGGGACCAUGUCACAGCAGCACACCAUGGAGGGUGGAACAUCGGACCAAAGAUCUGAGACCCCCUCUGUGUUACACUAAUGGACUGACCCAAAACAGUGCUUUUUUUUUACCAUGUUUACAUUUGCGUUGCACGUAUGAUUAUGUAAUACAACUGUGGUGAAAUAUGUUUACAAUAGAUGGAAAUGAGACAAUUAUGAUUAUUAAAAGGAAUAUUCCAUCUGUCAUGAUGUUUACAUAA
Messenger RNA from Esox lucius (northern pike), 3050 nucleotides. Its product is annotated as mucin-5AC. The record is from RefSeq and is a predicted model, not a curated record. The coding region runs from base 83 to 2752 and encodes 889 amino acids. NCBI's taxonomy places the organism in Eukaryota, Metazoa, Chordata, Actinopteri, Esociformes, Esocidae. The transcript has 8 exons.